Messenger RNA from Halteromyces radiatus, 2323 nucleotides. RefSeq names its product WD40-repeat-containing domain protein. The record is from RefSeq and is a predicted model, not a curated record. Gene Ontology annotation, molecular function: ubiquitin protein ligase activity; protein binding. Lineage: Eukaryota; Fungi; Mucoromycota; Mucoromycetes; Mucorales; Cunninghamellaceae. The transcript has 13 exons. The coding region runs from base 96 to 2246 and encodes 716 amino acids.
UUUUUUUUUACCCUUCCUUUCCACCUCCUAUAUUUAUCAUUUAAAAACAAUAGAAAAGUAAACGAGUAGAUCUUAUAGUAUUUUAUCUCUUCUGCAUGCCACAAACAUUCAACAACACUACACGACCAUCCGUCCAAGCAACAAGUAGUCAACUAUCUACUAUCAAUGCCUCCAAUAGCCAAGUUCAAACUCAAGCUAUAGUAGCAUCUUCCUCCGCGACUGAACAAGAACAGCAAAAUAAUGAACUAAAUGAUCAAGAUGAAUACAUGUGUCCAAUUUGUCGAGAUAUCUUGACUGCAGCCUUUGUUACUCCCUGUGGUCAUUCUUAUUGUUAUACUUGCAUAAAUCACCAUCUCAAACGACAACAUGACUGUCCUAUGUGCCGAGGUCCACUGGAAACCCAUCAAAUCUAUCCUAAUAUCAAUCUGAACAAGCUUAUUGAACGGUUAGGAAAGGCGUUACCUGGUAACAGCACAAACUCUAAGGCAACCCGACAGUGUAUGGAUUCUCUUCCUGAUUCAACAGAUACCCAAUCGCUAUCACGAACUUUAGUCGAACGUGCUCAAUUGAAGACACAGGAAGACAAUAUAAAAUCAGCCUUGUUAUCUUACUUUUUGGUACAAACAGAAUUAUAUAGUCAUCAGGCUAUUGAAAAAUUGAACAAGCGUUUAGAUCUGAUUUAUCAUGAUCUUGAUUCCAUUGGGUUUUACCAAUAUAAAAACACUCUCCCUCGUAGAAUCUAUUCUGAAUCGACAAACAUUGGUACCAUCUUGGAAAACGACCGUCAUUGUGGACCAGUUAUUAGUGGCAAUGAUAGUGAUCAUAGUGAUAAUGACGACAAUAACGAUAACGAAAGUGGCAAAGGUGAUAACAACGAUAGCGAUAAUGAAACUGAAGAUACCACACAACCAUCUGACAUAUCAACUGACCCUACUAUCACUAAUACAAGAAAAAGAAAAGCAACGGUUGGCAUUGAUACAAGGACAUUGCCAGAAAAAUUUCAAAAAAGAAAUGAUGAAACCACCGAGGCAUUGGAUCUUUUGCUGAAGGCAAGAAAAAAUCGAAUUAAGCAUCACUUUACUGAUUUGAUGGAUCUAUAUUUUAUUGGACGGAAAGAUAAGAAACAGGAACUAUCUUCAUUUUCUUCGACUUUAUAUAAAAUGACUUGUUAUGGCCAAUUCAAAUCCUUGGAUACUAUACAAUAUACUGAUAUUUCAAGCAAUGCUUCGAUUGUGUCCUCGAUAGAACUUGACCGGGAUGAGAACUUCGUUGCUAUUGGAGGGGUAUCCAAGGAAAUCAAACUCUACGACUUUAACUCUUUUAACGAAAGGAUAGAUGGACAAAAUGAUGAUAACGAUGAUGAUGAAGCGGCAACACAAUGUAACUUAUCAAAUCGGGAUGGAUAUAUUGGAAGACAGUCAUCGCGUUUUGGAUUGGUUCAUUGCCCUCUUCGAGUAAUUCCGUGUAUGAACAAAAUCAGUUGCCUAUCUUGGAAUCCUUAUAUUCAAUCUUUGAUAGCAAGUUCUGACUAUGAAGGAACGGUGCGACUUUGGGAUACAACAACUGGACAAUGCAUUCGGACUUUUGAAGAACAUCGACGACGAGCAUGGAGUGUGGAUACAUGUGCAAAGAAUCCUACAAUGUUGGCUUCUGGAAGUGAUGAUGCAACUGUGAAAAUUUGGUCAACUCAAUCGAAUCAAUCAGUACUUACUUUGCAACAGCGCGGAAAUAUUUGUUGCGCCAAGUUUGCGCCCAACAAUAUUCAUCAUAUAGCACUAGGAAGCGCCGAUCAUCAUAUCACUUGUUACGAUUUAAGACGACCAACAAUGCCAUUCCAUAUCUUUGCUGGACAUCAAAAGGCUGUUUCCUAUGUGAAAUGGAGAAAUGACAAUGAACUUAUAUCCUUAUCGACAGAUAACACCCUCAAGGCAUGGGAAACGGGCAAAAACGAAUGUACUCGGACAUACAGUGGACAUCAAAAUGAAAAGAAUUUUGUUGGCCUAUCAUUGAAGGAUGAAUUGAUCUCAUGUGGAAGCGAAAACAAUACAUUAUAUACAUAUCACAAAGAUAGUAGUCAACCUGUGGCAAAAUACAACUUUCCGUUGGUGGACCCUAUUACAGGACAAGAAACUUAUUGUGAAGAUGCAUCUUUGUUUGUCAGCUCUGUGUGUUGGAAGAGUGAUUCGAUGAAGGUACUUGUAGGAAAUAGUAAAGGCAUCGUCAAGGUGUUACAACUAGUAGAAUAGAUAUUAUUUAUCAUCAUUGUUGUUUAGUUUAGUUGAUAAUUAGUUAGUAGAUUAUCAUUUGAUUAGGCAUAUGAAAA